Messenger RNA from Penicillium atrosanguineum, 1380 nucleotides. RefSeq names its product UDP-N-acetylglucosamine diphosphorylase. Gene Ontology annotation, biological process: UDP-N-acetylglucosamine biosynthetic process. The record is from RefSeq and is a predicted model, not a curated record. The coding region runs from base 1 to 1380 and encodes 459 amino acids. Gene Ontology annotation, molecular function: UDP-N-acetylglucosamine diphosphorylase activity. NCBI's taxonomy places the organism in Eukaryota, Fungi, Ascomycota, Eurotiomycetes, Eurotiales, Aspergillaceae. The transcript has 4 exons.
AUGGCGGCAAUCAAAGAAACCGUCUCCAACCUGAUCAACAAGUUCUCGGGCUCCGCCGAGGAAGCUCCCCCGCGAGCCCUCGGCCGAGGAGUUCCAGCAGCUUCAGAAGAAACCGAGGUGGCCGCCGCUGCCAUCGUCGAGCCCUUGCCCGAAUCCGCUACCGCCUCUAUUCUCGACUCUGACCCCGCCGAUAUUAAGCGCUGGUACGAUGCCGGCCUCAAGCAAGUCGCUGAGAACAAGGUCGCCGUCGUCCUGAUGGCUGGUGGUCAAGGUACCCGUCUGGGUAGCUCCGCCCCCAAGGGUUGCUACGACAUUGGGCUGUUGAGUGAGAAGUCCCUCUUCCAGCUCCAGGCCGAGCGUAUCCUGAAGCUCCAAGAGCUCGCUGUUAAGGCCAAUGGCGGCCAGUCUGCUACUAUCCCCUGGUACGUCAUGACCAGUGGUCCUACCCGCAAGCCCACCGAGGAAUACUUCGCCGAGAAGAAUUACUUCGGUCUGGAAAAGAGCAAUGUCUUCAUUUUCGAGCAAGGUGUGCUCCCCUGUAUCUCCAACGAGGGCAAGAUCAUGCUCGAGAGCAAGGGCAAGGUCGCCGUCGCCCCCGAUGGAAAUGGUGGUAUCUACCAGGCCCUCAUCACCUCCGGUGCACGUGAGGACAUGCGCCGCCGCGGAAUCCAACACAUCCAUCUGCACGGCGUGGACAACUGUCUCGUGAAGGUCGCCGACCCCAUCUUCAUGGGCUUCUCAGCCGAGAAGGACGUCGACAUCGCUACCAAGGUUGUGCGCAAGCGCAACGCCACCGAGUCUGUCGGCCUGAUCGUCCAGAAGAACGGCAAGCCUGAUGUCGUCGAGUACUCCGAGAUCGACAAGGAGACCGCCGAAGCCAAGGACCCCAAGCAACCCGAUGUUCUCAAGUUCCGCGCCGCCAACAUCGUCAACCACUACUACUCUUUCCGCUUCUUCGAGUCUAUUGAGAACUUUGCUCACAAGCUCCCCCACCACGUCGCUCGCAAGAAGAUCGGCUGCGUUAACCCUGAGAAUGGCGAGGCUGUUAAGCCUGAGAAGCCUAAUGGUGUUAAGCUUGAACAAUUCGUCUUCGAUGUCUUCCCGAUGACCCCUCUGGAUAAGUUUGCUAGCAUUGAAGUCCGUCGCGAGGAGGAGUUCUCCCCACUGAAGAAUGCCCGCGGCACGGGCGAGGAUGACCCCGAUACCAGCCGUGACGACAUUAUGAAGCUCGGACAGCGAUGGGUCGAGGCUGCUGGCGGCAUUGUCAUCACCGAGGCUGAGGCGUUCGGUGUCGAGGUGUCUCCUCUGAUCAGCUACAACCUCGAAUUCCUUAAGGGACGGGAGAUCAGGGCCCCGGCUGUGCUGGAGAGGGAGGAGUAA